AUGUUUAUUCCACGUCUGGUUCUAUUGAUCAUAUUGAAAAAAAUUUGCGAUUUGACAAAGAAAUAUGACGUGAUUACUUUUUUGGAUGAAGUUCUUGACGGUCCUCGUGGUGGCGGCGUUGCCAAACAUUUGUAUUUCGACUUGAAUGUUCAUUGUCCUUAUGCUGGUAGUGGUAGUGUUCUAGAUAAAAUUGAUAUCAUAUCUGGAACGCUUAGUAAAACAUUUGCUAAUAUAUUGCAGCUUCGGCAAUUGAAAGAAUGUCUUGCUCAAUUGAAUAUUCCUGUUGCACCAAACCCUUCUCACAUUGUACCUAUAUUGGUUGGUGAAGAGGCCGAAACUUGUAAAAUUGCAUCUGACCAAUUAUUGAUUGAGUAA
This is a messenger RNA of Entrophospora sp. SA101, 375 nucleotides long. The record is from the annotation of a GenBank genome assembly. NCBI's taxonomy places the organism in Eukaryota, Fungi, Glomeromycota, Glomeromycetes, Entrophosporales, Entrophosporaceae.